GUCAUUUCUGGCAUUAAACGUUUGCAAUUUCACAACAGAAAAGAAAGUUUUUUUUAGCUUGAUCACAAAUUUAUAAUCCCUAGUAAACUAUUUAUAAAAGGUAAAGUACAAGUCAAGGAUCUAACGUGAAAUUGAGCACAUAUUAGUAAACAUUUUACCUGCUUGCAAUAAAACUCAAAAUAAUGGAGGAAUAUAUGAAAUUGGUCGCCCAAUACAAAUGCGAUAUAAACUCAAACGUUGAUGAAAGCAGCUCCGAAAGCGACAGCGACUCGUACGUAUCAAUGGGACAAACGGAGCGCGGAGCUUCGGUUCGAGAAACAAAAGAAGUCAAUGUAGAGAGCGGAAAGCGCAAGUCUGGAACGGCGCGGCUGCCAACUAGGCGACCAGAUCCCAACGUAUACAACAGAAAUGCAUUGCUCGCUCGUGAGAAUCGCCGUAAGAAGAAGGCGCACAUGGAGGCAGUCGAGAAGGAGUUGAAUGAAACGCGAAUGACAAACCGAUCGUUGUUGAAAGCGCUCAAAAAACAACUGAAGCGCACUCGGAAGCUUGAAAGAGAGUGCCAAUUCCUGAAGGAUACAUUGGGUAACUACAAAGAAAACAAAAAUGUAGCCACUCAAUUAAAUAUGGGUAUUUCAUCACCGAACAACCGAGCCGCCUCGCCGGAGGGCUCCCUGAUAUCUGCRUAUUCGAGCAGCAGCAGCUACGAGCCGCCCAUGGAGACAGACUCUUACGCAGGCUUCCUGAACGUCGACAAUGGUAGUGUAGCCGCCGAGCAAUUUGUAAACGAGACACCAUCAAGUUCAUGGAAUGAUUUUAUUGACGAUUUAUUAACAGAUUAUCAGCCCACGCCAGCCUACGAAGAUGAGAGCUCCACCCGAUUUGUGGAGCAGAGCAGCUUUGACCUGCAGCAGAGCCAGCCACUGGCCAUCAUUGACGAACACAGCUAUUUCAAUAAGUUUACGGAAGUGGGCCUUUACACCCCGGACUGUGAGUGGAGUCCCAGUCGCACUCCGCCCACGCAGCUGCUGCAAGACGACGAGUUCUUGUUUAGCAGCGCAGACACAGACAUCGAAUGUAUUGCAAGUCUAUAAGUUAUAGUUUAAUGUGUUUUUUUUUUAUUAACUAUUCUAAGAAGUUUUAACCAUAAUUAGAUUAAGGUAUUCGAGCGCGAUCUUUUUGUGAAUCGAUAUAAUUCUUUCCACAUUGACAAUCUUAAAACUUUAUUAGCAUAGCCCGUGGAGAUUAUGAUAGAACGACAGCCCACUGCAGCAGCCCUUUGGCUUCGACGUUUCAAAUUUGUUUCACAUUUUCAGGCGAGUGUGGAGGCGAGUUGGAUAAUUCAUCCAGCACGCAAAUGAUUCAUUUGAAGUUGCGGCCAGAAUUUAGGACGAAACUCGAAAUCUAACGGAUUUCCACAAAAUAUUUUCCUUCAUGGCAGAGCCCUAACGGAAGGAGAAGAGUUGCAGACGUCAAGUGUAUUAAAUACAAACAGGCGUUGUUUUCUAUUUAUUGUUUUUAUCGAAUUUCAAAAGUGACAAAAUUAUACUAAUUUAUUUGGAUUCUGAAAUGUUUCAGAUGUUUGUUAUCACACAGUCAAUGUGAGAUUUCAUUGAUUUUAGUGGACAGUGAGGCUUGGAACACCGGUACGUACUUCUAUCAUAACUCCUUAAAGGCAUAUGUUUUGUAUGUAUACCUUCAAUGAUUAUUAUUUGUUGAUUUUGGAAAGAAUUAUCGAUACGAUUUCAUCAUUAUUAUGCAUUUGUUAUUGAGCCCAAAUAAAGCUAUGACUACACAA
This is a messenger RNA of Drosophila arizonae, 1795 nucleotides long. RefSeq lists its product as uncharacterized. Lineage: Eukaryota; Metazoa; Arthropoda; Insecta; Diptera; Drosophilidae. The record is from RefSeq and is a predicted model, not a curated record.